Molecule: messenger RNA, 1644 nt
Organism: Heterostelium album PN500
Lineage: Eukaryota; Evosea; Eumycetozoa; Acytosteliales; Acytosteliaceae
Exons: 2
Coding region: 1-1644 (547 amino acids)
Source: RefSeq, a predicted model, not a curated record
AUGAAUGACUUUUCAAAUAUAUCUUUAUAUUUAUUAAAGAAAAUAUUCAGUUAUAUAGAUAGUAAUUUUGAUAAAUUAUGUAUAAGUUUAAUUUGUAAAAGUUUCUACAUUGAAAGAGACUCUUACUUUAAUUUUCAUAAUGAUCAAACAUUACCAAACAAAGAGUAUAUUAAAGGUCUAAAUCUUAAUUCUUAUCAAAAGUUCAUUGAUAAUCCUAUAGAAUUGAGUAAUUUAACAGUGUCUUUAGUUGACUCUGAUAGGAAUGAUCCAUUUUCAAUAAAGAUAGAAAAUUUAUUAAGUGAUGACAGUGAGAUACCAAUGAAAUAUGGUAAAGUAAACUUUAACAAUUCAUACUUUCUAGAUCAACCAAUGCCAGUUUUGAGAAGAUCUCAUCAUAUAAAAGAAUUGUCAUUCGGUUACAGAUUCAAUCAGGUUGUUCUGAAAAAUGAUGUACUGCCACCAUAUUUGGAGAAAUUGUUUAUCACUGUCUACAAACCACUGGAAAGAAACUGCUUUCCUGAAAGUCUAGUUGAUCUCACUCUACAAUAUAAUCAUCCAUUGACCUACGGUGCUUUACCUCCAAACCUUUUGGAACUCGGACUGCGAAACUACGAACACGACAUUGAACCUGGCGUGCUACCGGAUUCUCUUAAAACUCUGUAUUUAAGUGCGAAAUUUGAUAAACCACUGAAAGUGGGUUCACUUCCACCCAAUCUAGAGUUCCUAUCUCUUGGAUACCAAUAUAACAAAGCGAUCGAAGAGGGUGUCAUCCCUCGAUCACUAAAGUCAUUGAAUAUCUCACAGGUCGAAAAUCUAACUGUUAAAUUUCCACCCGAUGGCAAUCUCCAAACGAUUCAUUGUCACCAUUCAUUUCUUCCUCAGGUUCCAGAGAGUGUCACUAAAAUCACCAUUGACUUUGGUGUCGCAAUAACUGGCAAGUUAACAUUACCAAAUAUUCGGUCAUUGACAAUCGACAAUAUGAUUGGCAACAUUCCACGUGGAUACAUUCCAUCGACCGUCACCAAACUCCAUAUGGGAAGAAAUUUCAAGCUGACUGCCCAAUCACUGCGUGAUGUUCUGCCACCCGGUCUCAAAAUUCUAAAGACUGGACAUGAUUACAAUCAUAUAAUAGAGCCUGGCGACUUACCGGAAUCGUUGGAAAGAUUGGAACUCGGCUAUUUCUUUAGUCAGCCACUAAAGGUCGGAUCGAUUCCAAAAAAUGUGAAACAUGUUUUAUUGGUCAACAUUACAAACGAAACGCUCUCACCCGGUGUGCUACCGGAUGGUUUGGAAACACUGGAAAUGCGUACUGUCCUUCUUAAAGGUAAUGUCUUUAUCGAGCCUGGCUGGAUUCCAAACUCGGUUCAAAAUUUGAUAAUGGGUGACACUGACAGUAUCAAGUACGAUGCACAAUCAUUACCAACCUCCCUUUACUACUUGAAAACGACCAUGGCCUCGAUGAUUCCAUUCGAACAACUACCGGAAUCCACUCAAAUCAUUGACAUUAGCGACACUUAUGAUGAAUAUCAACUUCGAAGAAUUUCAAGACAAAACUUCCUAUUCUAUGGAGAUAGCACUUCAGCUGGCUUUGUUACAUCUUCCUUCAUUGACCACAUGAAAAAAUGUGAUAAAGAAGAAUAUUAA